UGCUGAGCUCGUUGACAGUUUCCGGCGCGCUCUUCCGCUCUGCUGUGCGCGUGAGUGUCAGAUUGCGAUUAUUAGUUAUUGAUUAUUGUAAUAACAGUCUCUGACAUCGACGAACUCAGCCGUAGCUGGAUCCGACCACAGCGAAGGUGAACAUGAUAAAAGCCAUUCUGAUAUUUAAUAAUCAUGGCAAACCACGGCUAUCAAAAUUCUACGAGCAUUACACCGAAGACACAGAGCAGCAGAUCAUCAGAGAAACCUUCCACCUGGUGUCCAAACGAGACGAGAACGUGUGCAACUUCCUGGAGGGAGGACUGUUAAUCGGCGGCUCAGAUAACAAGCUGAUCUACAGACACUACGCUACGCUGUACUUCGUGUUCUGCGUGGAUUCGUCCGAGAGCGAGCUGGGCAUUCUGGAUCUGAUCCAGGUGUUCGUGGAGACGCUGGAUAAAUGCUUCGAGAACGUCUGUGAGCUGGACCUGAUCUUCCACAUGGAUAAGGUGCACAACAUCCUAGCGGAGAUGGUGAUGGGCGGCAUGGUGCUGGAGACCAACAUGAGCGAGAUCAUCACGCAGGUGGAGGCACAGGGCAAGAUGGAGAAGUCUGAGGCUGGGAUCGCGGGGGCUCCGGCUCGUGCCGUGUCGGCCGUCAAGAACAUGAACUUGCCAGAGAUGCCCAAGAACAUCAACAUCGGGGACAUCAGCAUCAAAGUGCCAAACCUGCCGUCUUUUAAAUAGUGACCGCUGCACAGAACUGUGAGACUGUGUUUACCUGAGUCCAGCUGAUCUUGAGUUGCAUCACAGACGAAGAAGGCACUGUGUGAUGCUGUCUAUGAAGUAUUUAUUUGAUUCUUCUGUCCUCUCUCACUCUCUCUCUCUCUCUGUGUGUGUUUAAAUGUGUGUGUGUGUUUCGGUUUGAGUGUGUUUGUGUGUGUGUGAGAGUGUUUAAAUGCGUGUGAGUGUG
Molecule: messenger RNA, 960 nt
Organism: Puntigrus tetrazona (Sumatra barb)
Lineage: Eukaryota; Metazoa; Chordata; Actinopteri; Cypriniformes; Cyprinidae
Gene: ap3s1
Product: adaptor related protein complex 3 subunit sigma 1
Exons: 6
Coding region: 153-734 (193 amino acids)
Biological process (GO): Golgi to vacuole transport; intracellular protein transport
Cellular component (GO): AP-3 adaptor complex; membrane coat; intracellular membrane-bounded organelle
Source: RefSeq, a predicted model, not a curated record